This is a messenger RNA of Conger conger (European conger), 3772 nucleotides long. RefSeq names its product cilia- and flagella-associated protein 95-like. Lineage: Eukaryota; Metazoa; Chordata; Actinopteri; Anguilliformes; Congridae. Gene Ontology annotation, cellular component: plasma membrane. Bases 2717 to 3283 code for a protein of 188 amino acids. The transcript has 6 exons. The record is from RefSeq and is a predicted model, not a curated record.
CCGUGUGACACUCGUUGUGCUUCGGCCAUUCUAAGUACAAUUAUAAAUACGAGUGAACAUCGAGACAGCCAGUCUAGCUCGUUGACGCCAUGAAAGCGACACCACCUCACAGUUCAGGCGCGCGCCAGAACCGGUUUUGCGUUCAUUCUGCACUCACGUGGAGUCCAAUUUAUUUAUUUAUUUUUCCUUUAGCUCUUUGGCAGAAUUACGGAGCAUCGACGGAGGACCUUCGAGAUGCAAAACUGACCCUGCAACUACCCCACAAUCUCCAGGGUAAAAAUGUCAGGGCAAACUAAACUGCAAAGAGGGUAAUAUCACAGAACUCUGCUAUCCCUUCGAUGUCAGAAAGCUAACAAAAAUGGAAGCUGAAAACGUACACCCUCUUUCCAGAAGGUUAGUGAUGCCACAAAAUGCUUUUUAUUUCGGUUUUUUUUCAGUGGGUAGGGCAGGACAUGUUAUAGAACGAGGCUGACGCGUGGCUACGAGGUUAUUCCGGCGCGCUUGAAGAGCGUUCAAUGGACCGCAAAUAACAGGCGACAAGGUAGUUUGCCCAUUUGCCAAACAUUCAGUGGCUUCAUUUUCUACCCUGGAGUAUGCACCAUGACUUCCGCAUGUCCUAAGGGGGAAAAACGUCUGCGACCUGAAAUUAAUGGCAGAAUAGCAAAGGCUGAUUACUGUAGAAAGCUGUCAAACUAGCUCCUCGAGAAGGGGACCGUAGACUGCAUAAGUCACUCACCAUAACGUUAUAUCGCUAUAACAUUACAUCUUAUUGAGCCUUUGUAUUAUGAGCAAAGACUGACACAAACUCCAAAACCUAAAAGCAGAAUCAGAUGUAGCCAUUAGGCGCAGUUCGUCUUUAUGACUAAGAACAAGCAAUGUCUAACUGACAAAACGUUAAGAGUAUAAUAUCCAAAACCGGGCAGGACAAUCAUUCUGUACUGCAACAAUGCUAACUGGCUUACAUGAAGUGCUCAACUAGCUGGCAUGUUGAGUCCAACUAGUUAAAUAAACAGCUAGUCAUCCAUUUCGAUACCUUUGAGAAACAAAAUUAGUUUAACGGCUUAAAAACACACAGGACGCGGACACUCCUGGCUACUGAGCUCAAGCUAGUUGUUCUAGCGAACCCGCUCGCCGGACCUACUCUGAGGUUAACUACGCUAACGUCUCCCCCCCAAAGCCAGUAUGAUUGCAUUAUUGUUACAUAAGUUGCAAAGAUUGGGCGGGACUGAUAGGAAUCAAGCAAGUAGCCUAUUCAUCUUGCAAAAAGUUGCUUUAACUUUCGCUCUAUGCGCCUCUAUAAAGAUGUCUUCGUAACGUUAGCAUUAGCAAGCCAUUGGUGAUUUGAUGUUGUCAGGCUUGUGCUAGCAAGCUAGCCCUGGUACCUAUAACUCCCAAGCACCACUUAUUUUAGUGAUGUUCGGAAUAAAAACGCGCCCUUGUCUGUCUAGACUGAUACUCACAUGUUCGGGUUUUUCUUGAACGCGUUGUUGAUGUCUUUCACAACUCUCUGAACCAAGACGUCCACCUCCUCCUCCGAUUCUGCCAUUUUUCAGAGCGCCAAUGACGUGACAACGGCGCAUCACAUCCGGGUAACGCAGAGGAGCCAUAACCCCGCCCAUUAAGUGACCGACCAGCUCUCCACCAAUCAAUACACUGGAGGUUGGAGGCCCGUCAAGGAACUACUCCUGGCAGAGAGCCAAGUGGACGUCACAGAAUUCAAUUUUACAUUUUUACUCGUGCGGAAAACAGCAUUACGUUCAUUUGCUAGCUCCAAACUAGAACGAUCUAUCUUAAUAUAUGUGUGAUAUGAUAUGUAUGGAUUAAACUUUGACUGAAUCUGAUCAAAUAGUAGCAUUUUUAUGUAUUUAAUGAAUUCUGAUGAUGGUGAUUGUGAUGAUUAUAUCUUAAAUAUCAGAGAGAAUUUGAAUUGAGGGAGAGAGAGCGAGGGAACCUGGCAGCGCAAUAUAUUUCAUUUCACAUACAUUUAAGUGAGUGAUACCAAAACAUAUAUAUGUAUUUAUUUCUAAUAGGCCUACUUUACAAUAUACACAAAAUACUCCUAUCACUAUUUUAUUUUAUUCUAACUUGCAAUUGUAAUUGUAGGAGUAGGGUACUAAUUAUCGCUCAUGCUUUAUUCUUUUUAUUGGGAUGUUUCUCGUUUGCUUUGACAAUAUUUACCAUGUGUAGGUAAUUUCCCGCAAGUAGCCUAAAGCACAUUGAAUUUAAUUUAAAUUGAGAAAUUGUGUGGUUAAUAUGCCAACAUUUCCGUUAAUAUAACAUUUCUUUGUUAAUUCUCAAUUUUUUUCAAAAACACUUGUCAUUAUUUGGCGAAAAUAAUCAGCUGCGAGGAUGCAACAUAAAAUUUAAAAUAGCUAAUAAAAAGAACGGCAGGUGUAACUUACCCUCACCAUAGUAACAGACUGGUUCCAUUACCAACCUCUUAAAGGUUUUAAGUGUCGCAGUUGUCAAGGCCGACGAACAAGUUGGUCACUAACGUUAUUUAGCCUAGGCUACGCAACGUCGGCUGAAUAGCUUUAAGAACGGUUUUAUGCUUGACAAAACAUUUCAAAAGCACCACUCGCUCCGUCCUUCGCUCAAAAAGAGUUAAGAGGAUAAGUGGAGACAAUGAAACUCAAUAUCUGGAACUAAAAGAAGUUGGAGUCGACGAAACUUAUAUUUUGGUUGCAAAUAACGGAUUAAUUUACAAGCUUCCAACAUGCCUUACAGCAAUGGUACACUUGUUUCGGACUGGCACAAAGCCAGACAAGCCGAGCCGAAAGAUUAUGACCUCGCUGCAGUGCCUGAGGGGAAAAAAUCAUUGCACAAGUCCACCUACAGACAUUUUGGAACCAGUGGUAAUAUCUGUUGGAGCACUACCACGGGAGAACAUUUGUCACAAUGCCUUAUGAAAAAACAGUACGAAGACGUGGUGACGCGCAGAUCGAUGUUGCAUGCGGAUCUCUUCCACGCAUUUGUCUCGAACAGGGAGACGCAUAUUCGGAAAGCAGGCCACAAUGCUGUCUUGCCGCGUCACCACCCGGAGCAUAACCUAAUUGACCUGAAGACCACAUAUGUCCAGGCUUACCCGCCCACUGACACUCACGACAAACAGGAAACCAAAGUGACACAUGAUCAACCAGAGGUUUCCAGCAAAUUCAGGAAGCAAAUUUCCCAGUUCACUGAUGCGGCGGACUACCGUCGGCUGGGCCGGAACACUUGGCAGGACGACAGGGAUAAUCGCAGAACGGCCAUGUUUAAACCCACCAAUCCCAUGGGCCUGUAGAUUUACCCACCUCACUAGCACCCCCUGGUGCAUGAACUCAUACCUGCAGAGAGGAGCUGCAACAUGUUAACCAUGGACGGACGUAUCAACACAGAGGAUCAGUGGUUCUAAUGGUUAUUUUAUCAUUUGCCUCGAACACUUUAUCUUGUUCGGAUUUAUGCCAUAAAAACCACUAAUAUUCCAGGUUUUUUCCAUGUACUAGUCUUCACAGACAGCUCAAAUACUGGCUCAAACACUGUUUCUCACAGAGACACAACUACAAUCUACUGUUAUAUGACUGGAGAGUUAGGAGUUAUAUCAAUAAUCAGUCAAUAUAAUCAAUAAUCAAUAAAUGUCAUCUGAGAAGUGCGCUACACUGCCAAUCCUGUAAGGGGUGCUGUUCAAAUCAAGACAUUCAGGUUUAGCAAAAACAUUUCUCCAGACUACAAGUACCUUAAUAGUAGUCCCCAAAAGAGAUUUGUAAUUAGAGAGUAAAAGGUUUCCAACUAA